Messenger RNA from Rhodamnia argentea, 1162 nucleotides. Its product is annotated as LOB domain-containing protein 1. Bases 87 to 746 code for a protein of 219 amino acids. Lineage: Eukaryota; Viridiplantae; Streptophyta; Magnoliopsida; Myrtales; Myrtaceae. The transcript has 2 exons. The record is from RefSeq and is a predicted model, not a curated record.
UCUCUCUCUCUCUCUCUCUCUCUCUCUCUCUCUCUCGCUCUAAGGUUACUACGUUGUUGUGUCUGUUUGUGUUUGGAACCAACUUGAUGGCUGUGCAAGAUAUGGAGGUUUCGGACGCAAGCGUCACGAACGGAAACACCAACACAAGCUCCACGACCACCUCUUCUCCGCAGUCUCUCUCGCCCACUUCAUCAUCUUCUCCUCCGCCGCCUCCUCCGACGCCGGUCAUAAUAAGCCCUUGCGCGGCCUGCAAGAUCCUGAGAAGAAGGUGCGCCGUCGAGAAGUGCGUGCUGGCGCCCUAUUUCCCUCCCACCGAGCCCGCCAAGUUCACCAUCGCUCAUCGCGUCUUCGGGGCGAGCAACAUCAUCAAGCUCUUGCAGGACCUUCCAGAAUCGCAGCGAGCCGACGCGGUGAGUAGCAUGGUGUACGAGGCCGGGGCGAGGAUUAGAGACCCCGUCUACGGCUGUGCAGGCGCGAUCUGCCAGCUCCAGAAGCAAGUGAGCGAGCUCCAGGCUCAACUGGCCAAGGCCCAAGCCGAGAUCCUCACCAUGCAGCACCAGCAAACCAAUCUAGUGGCCCUACUGUGCAUGGAGAUGGCUCAGUCGGCCUCUCAGCCGCCCGCGCAACAAUUCGUCGACAAUCUAAUCGUCGCCAGUCCAGCCAUCUACCCAACCAGCAACAACACAAGCCCAUUCCUGGACGAGACCAACGCCAUGGGGUCCAUGUGGGAGCCCCUUUGGACAUGAUCGGAUCGAACCUUUUGGGGGUUUUUCAACGGUUACAAUGAUAUGGCCAGUCCUUUUUAGCUCCUAGAAAUCUUUGAGGAUGUUUCCUAUCGAAAUUCUCCUAACUCAUGUGGCUAAAAUAUAGCUCAAGAAGAGAAGGAGAGACGAAUAAAGCUAAUUCGGAGUUAUUUCCUAGUUAGGUACAGGGGUUUACUAAGUGUACUAGAGAAAUUAGCCUAUAUUUAAAGGUAUGAACAGAAGAAUUUGAGAGGGAGAGGAGGAGGAAGUUAGUUAGGAUCAAAUUGAUCGCUUUGUUAAAAAGCUUGACAAAGUAGAUAGGGUCCUGUUCCUCCUGACAGAGAUGUGUCGAUGUAAUGUUGGAGAGGGGGAAAUUCUAAUUAUUGAAUCUCGAGCCACUUUCUGGUGACCUACCACUA